GCUAGCAGGCAGCGCACACACGUCAUCCUCACCAGCGACGAAAGGCGCCUUUAACCGUCGCCCCAGGGUCGCCGUCGCGUUCCAUCCAUCGGAAAUCAUCGGAUCCAUCGAUUUUAGACAUUUAGAGUUUCCCCGGAAGUGAUCCAAGUUGUGUAUCGGAUUGUGUGGCAUCGAUUGGAGUUCAAUGAAUUAUAUUAGACUGUUUCGAGAUUAAAGAUUCUCUGCCGUGAAACUUGCCGAAUUGAAUAGAAAGAGGAGGGAAAAUAGUGGAGGAAGUAUUUUGGUGCGCAUAAAAAUGAUUGAUUUCAAUGAUAAUAAUGUUUAAACAAUGUUGUUUUCCUGAGACAGAAUGAUCCUUCGAACUCGAUAUCCUAAAUAAUAAUUAAUCAAAUGCAAAGAGAUUUCAAAUUUGUAUCUCGAUGAUUACGAGUAAAUAAAAAUGAAACGGAGAGACUAAUUCGAUAAAAAUGUAGAACAUUAUUGUUAAUCAUAAAUAUGGAAUAUGAAUUGAUUAGAAGAUUGGAAUCAAGAAUCUUGAUGCCAACGAACAGUCAGGAUAAUGUAAAAUUGAUUAUUCAUGUGUCGACAAUCAAAUCUCGGAGGCUCUAUUUUUGUGAUGAAGACGAGAGUCUCUUGAAUUUGGUGUCGUUGAUUCGUGUCGCGAUGUGUAUAGCUUAAAAUUAUUCGCGACAAAUUUGUACAAUCGCUGAGGACGAUAUGAAGAACGUGUAAUGUGACUGAUGGGAAAGAGAGAACUUUACGCAAAACUUGAAUUAUAUUCAAUGUUAAAUGUUCGACAAUUAAUUGGAAAUCGGUGAAAGUGUUCGGGCUGGUAGGAAGAACGUUGUGUAGUGUGAGCUGUGCUGCCGAGUUCGAUUAAACAGCGAAUUUUUCACAAUUUCUGCCUACCAUGCAACCAUUCGCGACGGGCAGCACAAUGGCAACGGAGACACCGACGAGCUUGCCGCCUGAAAGGGUAACCUCCCCGACUCCCUGCCGUAAUCUCACCUUCUCUAUCGCAAAGAUUAUGGAGCCAGACAAGCGACUGACCGAGCAGAACGCUAAUCAGGUCCUAUCCCCACCAUCAGCGGUACUAACAACGACAACAACAACGAUUUUACAACAAUCACCGAGCAUCUCUUCUCCGUCAUAUUCAGCGCAUCUGAAAUCGGCGUUCGAAAAGUACGUGCCGACUCUAAGACAUCAGGAUUUGCUACAGCAUUACCCCGUAUUAUCCAAAUACUAUCCGCUGUACUAUCCCAGUCCUUUAUUGAGGGCUUUCCCAGGCCCACCUGCUUCAACUCCGUCGGUCACGCAAAGCUCGCCACCCCCAACGACUAUUCAGGAGGCUUCUUCCAGGCUCAGUCUUGCCAGUAUGUCGCCGGAGAAUCAGCGUGGGAAGAAGAGUCCGGCACCGCGCGGCGAGCUCGGCACUGUGAACAAGCAAAAGACCUUUACCUGUUCGGAAUGCGGUAAAGUGUUCAACGCGCAUUACAAUCUUACGCGACACAUGCCGGUACAUACAGGUGCCCGGCCAUUCGUCUGCAAAAUCUGCGGCAAAGGUUUUCGGCAAGCGAGCACUCUCUGCCGGCAUAAGAUCAUUCACACCGCUGAAAAGCCGCAUAAAUGCGUGACUUGCGGAAAGGCUUUCAAUCGUAGUUCGACCCUAAACACUCACACGCGAAUACAUGCCAAUUUUAAGCCAUUUGUUUGCGAAUUUUGCGGCAAAGGGUUUCAUCAGAAGGGCAACUAUAAAAACCACAAACUGACGCACAGCGGAGAGAAGGCGUACAAGUGCAACAUCUGCAACAAGGCAUUCCAUCAGAUCUAUAAUCUCACUUUCCAUAUGCACACGCAUAAUGACAAAAAACCGUUCUCAUGUAAAAUCUGCGGCAAGGGCUUUUGCAGGAACUUCGACCUGAAGAAGCAUAUGCGGAAGCUGCACGACGCAGGUUCUCCAGUGCUCAGUGGAUUGGACACCUCGAGCCAGAGUCAUAAUCAGCAGUCAGGCUACUCGUCAGUGUAUCAUGGUCCAGAACAUUCCAUUGUCAAUCCGUUUAUACUUCCCCCGCCUGGAUCUACAAGUUAUCAUUCUCUCAGUAAGAUGUUGUGACAGAGCGAAAACAUGCAUUAUCCUAGAAAGACACAAUAUCCGCUCAUCCUCGGCUCGCCUUGCUAUUCAGCUGACAUGGGCCAAUUAGCGCAAACUUCCAAGUAAAGAGCAAAGGAAACGCCAAAGAAUCCGCAUUUGAUAUAUCUCUUCUUAUUUGGAGAAAAUAUAUCCCGCUUUUGUUAUGAUGAUUGGAAAAUACAUUUACGACAUAUUUAGCUGAAAAUAUAUACAAUA
Molecule: messenger RNA, 2347 nt
Organism: Camponotus floridanus (Florida carpenter ant)
Lineage: Eukaryota; Metazoa; Arthropoda; Insecta; Hymenoptera; Formicidae
Product: fez family zinc finger protein erm
Exons: 2
Coding region: 911-2113 (400 amino acids)
Cellular component (GO): nucleus
Source: RefSeq, a predicted model, not a curated record